AUGGCGUCCAUGACGCUGGAGGACGUGAAGAACGAGACGGUGGACCUGGAGACCAUCCCGGUGCAGGAGGUCUUCGCCCACCUCAAGUGCAGCAAGCAGGGGCUGAGCGGCACCGAGGCCCAGAACCGGCUCACCAUCUUCGGGCCCAACAAGCUGGAGGAGAAGACGGAGAGCAAGCUGCUCAAGUUCCUCGGCUUCAUGUGGAACCCGCUGUCCUGGGUCAUGGAGGCCGCCGCCGUCAUGGCCAUCGUGCUCGCCAACGGCGGCGGCAAGCCCCCCGACUGGCAGGACUUCGUCGGCAUCGUCACCCUGCUCUUCAUCAACUCCACCAUCAGCUUCAUCGAGGAGAACAACGCCGGCAACGCCGCCGCCGCCCUCAUGGCCGGGCUGGCGCCCAAGACCAAGUGCUUGAGGGACGGCAAGUGGAGCGAGAUGGACGCCUCCUUCCUCGUCCCCGGCGACGUCAUCAGCAUCAAGCUCGGGGACAUCAUCCCCGCCGACGCCCGGCUGCUCGAGGGCGACCCGCUCAAGGUCGACCAGGCCGCGCUCACCGGGGAGUCCAUGGCCGUGAACAAGCACGCCGGCCAGGGCGUCUUCUCCGGGUCCACGGUGAAGCAGGGCGAGAUCGAGGCCGUCGUCAUCGCCACCGGCGUGCACACCUUCUUCGGCAAGGCGGCGCACCUCGUCGACAGCACCAACAACGUCGGCCACUUCCAGCAGGUGCUCACCGCCAUCGGCAACUUCUGCAUCAUCUCCAUCGCCGCCGGGAUGCUGGUGGAGGUGGUGGUCAUGUACCCGAUCCAGCACCGCGCCUACCGCGACGGCAUCGACAACCUGCUCGUGCUCCUCAUCGGCGGCAUCCCCAUCGCCAUGCCCACCGUGCUGUCCGUCACCAUGGCCAUCGGCUCCCACCGGCUGUCGCAGCAGGGCGCCAUCACCAAGCGCAUGACCGCCAUCGAGGAGAUGGCCGGCAUGGACGUGCUGUGCAGCGACAAGACGGGCACGCUGACGCUCAACAAGCUCACCGUCGACAAGACGCUCAUCGAGGUGUACGGCAAAGGGAUAGACAAGGACACGGUGCUCCUCUACGCCGCCAGGGCGUCCCGCGUGGAGAACCAGGACGCCAUCGACACGUGCAUCGUCGGCAUGCUCGCCGACGCCAAGGAGGCCCGCGCCGGCAUCCAGGAGGUGCACUUCCUCCCCUUCAACCCCGUGGAGAAGCGCACGGCCAUCACCUACAUCGACGGCAAGGGCGACUGGCACCGGAUCAGCAAGGGCGCCCCGGAGCAGAUCAUCGAGCUGUGCCGGAUGCCCAAGGAGGCCGAGAAGAGGGUCCACGGCCUGAUCGACCAGUACGCCGACCGGGGCCUCCGGUCGCUGGGCGUGUCGUACCAGGCGGUGCCGGCCAAGAACAAGGAGAGCCCCGGCGAGCCGUGGCAGUUCGUGGGGCUGCUGCCGCUGUUCGACCCGCCGCGGCACGACAGCGCGGAGACGAUCCGGCGCGCGCUGCACCUGGGCGUGAACGUGAAGAUGAUCACCGGCGACCAGCUGGCCAUCGGCAAGGAGACGGCGCGGCGGCUGGGCAUGGGCACCAACAUGUACCCGUCCACGACGCUGCUGGGCGACAAGAGCACGGAGAUGAGCGGGCUGCCCAUCGACGAGCUGAUCGAGAAGGCGGACGGGUUCGCCGGGGUGUUCCCGGAGCACAAGUACGAGAUCGUGAAGCGGCUGCAGGACCGGAAGCACAUCUGCGGCAUGACCGGGGACGGCGUGAACGACGCGCCGGCGCUGAAGAAGGCGGACAUCGGGAUCGCGGUGGACGACGCGACGGACGCGGCGCGGUCGGCGUCGGACAUAGUGCUGACGGAGCCCGGGCUGAGCGUGAUCGUGAGCGCGGUGCUCACCAGCCGCGCCAUCUUCCAGCGGAUGAAGAACUACACCAUCUACGCCGUGUCCAUCACCAUCCGGAUCGUGCUGGGGUUCAUGCUGGUGGCGCUGCUGUGGAAGUUCGACUUCGCGCCCUUCAUGGUGCUCGUCAUCGCCAUCCUCAACGACGGCACCAUCAUGACCAUCUCCAAGGACCGCGUGAAGCCGUCGCCCACCCCCGACUCGUGGAAGCUCAAGGAGAUCUUCGCCACCGGCGUCGUCCUCGGCACCUACAUGGCCCUCAUCACCGUGCUCUUCUUCUACCUCGCGCACGACACCGAGUUCUUCCCGGAGACGUUCGGGGUGCGGUCGAUCCGGGAGAACGAGAAGGAGAUGAUGGCGGCGCUGUACCUGCAGGUGAGCAUCAUCAGCCAGGCGCUCAUCUUCGUGACGCGGUCGCGGAGCUGGUCGUUCGUGGAGCGGCCGGGGGCGCUGCUGGUGAUCGCCUUCUUCGUGGCGCAGCUGCUGGCGACGUGCAUCGCCGUGUACGCCAACUGGGAGUUCUGCAAGAUGCAGGGGAUCGGGUGGGGCUGGGGGCUCUCCAUCUGGGCCUUCACCGUCGUCACCUACAUCCCGCUCGACAUCCUCAAGUUCAUCAUCCGCUACGCCCUCAGCGGCAGGGCCUGGAACAACAUCAACAACAAGACGGCCUUCACCAACAAGAACGACUACGGCAAGGUGGAGAGGGAGGCGCAGUGGGCGACAGCGCAGAGGACGCUGCACGGCCUCAACCAGGGCAGCAGCAACUCGGAAAUGUUCACCGACAACAACGGCUACCGCGAGCUCUCCGAGAUCGCCGAGCAGGCCGCAAAGCGGGCGGAGGUGGCCAGGCUCAGGGAGCUGCACACGCUCAAGGGCCACGUCGAGUCGGUCGUCAAGCUCAAGGGGCUCGACAUCGAGACAAUAAACCAGAGCUAUACGGUAUGAUCGUCGACGAACCUCCUCCUCGU
Triticum urartu is the source of this 2876-nucleotide messenger RNA. RefSeq names its product ATPase 8, plasma membrane-type-like. Lineage: Eukaryota; Viridiplantae; Streptophyta; Magnoliopsida; Poales; Poaceae. Gene Ontology annotation, biological process: proton export across plasma membrane. Gene Ontology annotation, molecular function: P-type proton-exporting transporter activity; ATP hydrolysis activity; ATP binding. The record is from RefSeq and is a predicted model, not a curated record. Gene Ontology annotation, cellular component: membrane.